Messenger RNA from Lodderomyces theae, 1410 nucleotides. RefSeq names its product Ste50p (gene STE50). NCBI's taxonomy places the organism in Eukaryota, Fungi, Ascomycota, Pichiomycetes, Serinales, Debaryomycetaceae. The record is from RefSeq and is a predicted model, not a curated record. The transcript has a single exon. Bases 1 to 1410 code for a protein of 469 amino acids. Gene Ontology annotation, molecular function: protein binding. Gene Ontology annotation, biological process: signal transduction.
AUGAACACGCCUAGCUUUAAUGACUCGUUUUUGAAGUGGGAUCCAGCCCAGGUGUCCACUUUUAUCAACACGGUAACUAAAGAUCAAAACCGGCAGUAUGGAUCUUUCUUCUUGGACAACAACAUAGAUGGCUCGCUCUUACCGUCUUUGUCGACAGAACACUUGAAAGAGUUGGGCAUAGAUACGUUGAAGGUGAGACUCAAGAUCAAGAAAAGUAUAAGUGACCUCAUCGUUGACCACUACAAAAAGCAUCCUCCCCAAUCAAUUUACGAUCCGGAAUACGCUUUGAACAAUAUCAACAUAGAUAGCAGUCAGAUAUCAUUGGAGAGUUUAAAGGUUUCGGCAGUAUUGGUGCAAGAUCUGAUCAGAAAGUUCAAUAGAGAAGUGCGAGGGCAGCAAGUAGAUCUGCCAGUUUCUCCCACACAGCAGGAAAUCAAAAGAUUGAACGACAAUUUUAGGAAAUUGAAAACCGACUUGAUCCCGGUUAUUAGAUUGUUAAAGGACUCCAAACCAUUGCCAACUCCAACUCUAGAUCCAGGUCCAGCAGCUACAAUGGAGUCACCAACGUUUUCCUUACUGCAUCUGGUAGAUGAAAGAGAGAAAACCGAAGCAAGGCCCAACAGCGGACAUGGUGUUGCUGAUGCUAACCGAUUCUCCACUGCUGAAGCUCAUAGUCCUACCUCCCACAGAUUUUCUACGGGAAGUUUGUUGUCGAUGGGAACGGGACAAAUAAUUUCUCAGCUUGUGUCCAAGGUCGUUGACGAUCAAUCUCAUGACUUCAGAUUGCAAAAAGUGGGCAAAAAAGGCAAGGGACCACUACACGGCGGUUUGCUGAAUAUCCUGAAGCCCGAAUUAGUGGAAAAUAAGUCGUAUGGGUCGACUGUUACUGUGAAUACAGAUCAACAAAAGCCACAAUCGCAAGCACCCUCUGUUGCACAGUUGAGGUCACCUUUUUACCAGACCCAAUCGGCAGCGGGACUGCACCAACCGAUACAGGCACAACAACAGCAUUUGCAUCCACAGCCACAUCUGCAACCACAACCCAACACAGCGCAACCACAACCCAACACAGCGCAACCACAUUCGUCACGAUCGCACUCUAGCAAUGAGCCUCUUAAACAACUACGAGCAUCAACUGAUGACUCAUGCAUGAAAGUUCUACAACACGCUAUGAAACGACACCACAUUCCUCGCGAGGAUUGGUCGAAAUAUGUUCUUGUGAUUUGCUACGGUGAUAAAGAAAGAAUAUUGAAACUAGCCGAAAAGCCAGUUGUUGUGUAUAAAGAGUUGCAGGAGCUUGGGAAACACCCGGCAAUAAUGUUGCGUCAACUAGCGGAUGUGUCCUCAUCCGAUCCGGAAGACUAUGAAGAUUCACGAAUAAGUUCGGACAUUCCUGGUGGGGUUUUGUGA